AUCUGAACGAAGUUCUCAAAUCUCAACUUUUUACAAGUUUUUUUUCACUUUGCUAUUUUUUGCAGAACACCGGGUUUGGUGUCGAUGUAAUUGUAUUUUUUUUACAUUGUAAUUAUUGUUUUUUAAAAGUUCAAUAAUCAUGUCUGUAGCAGUAAAAGGUAUAUUCAUUGUGGCUGCCAAACGUACCCCCUUUGGUACGUUUGGUGGUGUGUUCCGGAACACAUCUGCAACUGAACUGCAGACCAUCGCAAUAACAGCUGCACUCAAAGAAGCGGGGGUAGCUCCUGACCAAGUUGACUCUGUCAUUGUUGGUCAAGUGAUGUCGGCAUCUCAGACCGAUGGCAUCUACACUCCUCGGCAUGCUGCACUCAAGGCGGGCAUUCCUCAAGACAGACCAGCUCUGGGCGUCAACCGACUAUGUGGAUCAGGGUUCCAGUCCAUUGUCAACAGUGCACAGGAUAUCCUAACCGGUGCCGCAAAAAUCUCCCUAGCGGGUGGUGUUGAGAACAUGUCUCAGGCACCCUUCGCAGUGCGCAACGUCAGGUUCGGCACAGUCCUGGGCAGUAGUUACGCGUUCGAGGACACUCUCUGGGCGGGACUGACGGACUCCUACUGCGGGCUGCCCAUGGGGAUGACGGCUGAGAAGCUGGGAGCACAGUUCGGAAUCACCAGGGAUGAGGUGGACAACUUCGCGCUGCAGUCGCAACAACGGUGGAAGAAAUCCAACGACGCUGGGGUGUUCAAAGCGGAAAUCGAACCCGUGACCCUGACUAUCAAGAGGAAGGAAGUGAAGGUGGACACUGACGAACAUCCUCGCCCACAAACAACCAUCGAGGGUCUCAAGAAACUUCCUCCCGUCUUCAAGAAAGAAGGCCUCGUCACAGCUGGGUCUGCUUCGGGUAUCAGCGAUGGUGCAGGUGCCCUGAUCCUAGCCAGCGAGGAGGCGGCCAAGGGUCUGAAGCCGCUGGCCAGGCUGGUGGGCUGGUCGUGCGUGGGCGUGGACCCCAGCAUCAUGGGCGUGGGCCCCGUACCCGCUAUUGAGAACUUGCUCAAGGCCACCAAACUUACCCUCAACGACGUGGACUUGAUCGAGAUCAACGAAGCCUUCGUAGCACAAACUCUGUCCUGUGCCAAGGCGCUGAAGCUCGACAUGCAGAAACUGAACGUGAACGGCGGGGCCACAGCGCUCGGUCACCCGCUGGCCGCGUCCGGCUCUCGCAUCACCGCGCACCUUGUGCACGAGCUGAAACGCCGCGGCUUGAAGCGCGCGAUCGGUUCUGCUUGCAUCGGCGGCGGUCAGGGCAUCGCAGUCAUGGUUGAAGCUGUUUGAAGAGUCUGCUUUUAAAUAGGUAUAUAAGCUAUGAAUUGUAAGAUAAAAAUGUUAUCGCCUUAAGACGUAGCUAUUUUUUAUAUGAAAGAUAUCACAAUUAUUAUAUAUUUUUUCAAUAUGUCGAAUUAUUCAACACUGUAUCUUUUAAAACAGAUAACUAGGUAGAUUUUAAAUGUUAUGAAAUGUAUUAUUUUCCUAUGAAAGAUAAUUGAUUAUACCUUAUUUAUGCAAUAACUGUACUGUAUACCUGUGAACAUCACUAAAUCUGUAAACAAUUUUGAUUUAUGUUAUAAAAAAUGUUAUUUAUUUGAACAUUUUCUUAUGUUAAUCAGAUUUCUAUUUCUUUUGUAAAUUAUGAGAGAUAUAUAAAAAAUGUUAUUUUACAAAUCGAAUUUUUGACGAAUGUUGUUUGAUAAGAAUUUUAUAAAAAUAAAUCAUAUUUUUUUGAUAC
Messenger RNA from Bicyclus anynana (squinting bush brown), 1781 nucleotides. It is a transcript of the gene yip2, whose product is annotated as 3-ketoacyl-CoA thiolase, mitochondrial. Gene Ontology annotation, biological process: fatty acid beta-oxidation. Lineage: Eukaryota; Metazoa; Arthropoda; Insecta; Lepidoptera; Nymphalidae. The record is from RefSeq and is a predicted model, not a curated record. The transcript is spliced from 8 exons. Bases 140 to 1330 code for a protein of 396 amino acids. Gene Ontology annotation, molecular function: acetyl-CoA C-acetyltransferase activity.